AUGGCAGAGCGUGUCGACGCCGACGCUCGUCGACUGGAGCAUCACUCCGUACAUCACGCCAAUGUUGAACCAGCAGUUCGUACGUCUCUCGCGCUCUUUAUCUCUCUGCCUUCUCGCAGUGCUCUUACCGUCAGCCUGAAGGCAUUUCCGCUUACUCUUUCUCUACAGGCCAAUUGCGAGAGCUGUUGGGCGAUGACUGCGACGGACCUCGUGAGCAUCGUGUGGGCUCAGAUCAACAAUCAAACGGCUGAGCUCCUCUCCACGCAGCACGCGUGCGACUGCUCGUCGUCCGCUUGCUGCCGCGGCGGCUGGCCCGAGUGGGUGUUCCAGUUCAUUAUGGUGAACGGCGGGGUGGCUGCUAACGUGGAUUAUCCGUACGCGGGCGCGAUGAACUCCACCUGUGCAAGCGUCUCGAAGUCGAAGCUCAAGGCGAAGAUCAACGGGUGGGAGAAGGUGCCGGCGAGGAGCAACACGGCGCUGAUGAAGGCCGUGGCGCAGCACCCCGUGCUCGUGUACAUCGCCGGCAGCAGCAACGACUUCAUUAAUUACUCGGGUGGGAUUUUCUUCGGGCAGUGCAGCGGCGAAAUCGACCACGCCGUGUUGGUCGUGGGCUAUAGUCUCGUCGACCCUAACUCACCAGUCUGGAUUGUUAAAAACACCUGGGGACCCUCCUGGGGCGAAGGCGGAUACAUGCGGCUACCGAUGCUUGCGGACGGGCCUGGCAAGUGUAAUAUGUUGAGCGAACGGGGAAUUUACCCUACCUUUUAUGAUAAGACCAAGGGCGCGGCUCUCUGCAAGCUGCCCAUAAAUCCUUGCGGAGGCGGGACGUGUGUGGUGACGAACGGUGGUGCGCGGUGCAAUUGCCCCCCUGGUUUUGUUGAGAGAUUGGAGAACGACGCGCCUAAGUGCACGGUGGCUACACCUUGUGAUGCGAAUCCGAAUCCGUGCGGUAUCGGGACAUGCUACAACGAGUUCGAUGGCAGCUACACUUGCGCAUGCCCUGCUGGCUCGGUGAUUGGUUCGCGUGUUGAGGGCAGCAUGACUUGCGUGCUCGGCACCUUCCAAUCGGGUCUCCAAACCUACACGAUUCUGCUCGGCGACACCUGCCAAACCGUGGCCAGCACGUUCGGAUUCACGUUAGACUUUCUCCAAACCAAGAACCCGUUCCUCGACUGCUCCCAACCACUCACCCCGGGUUACGUCAUCCUCGUCGGCUCGACAAACACCACUUUAGGCUGCUCCGCGAUGGAUAUAGUUAGUCCGGGCGACACAUGUAGCAUAGUUGCUACACGCAACAACAUCACUGUUCGCCAGCUGUUAGGCAUCAACCCAACCCUCAACUGCAACGUGUCGCUGCAGCGCUCGCAGAUGCUGUGCGUCGCGCCGGGCGCUCUGUCGGCCACGUCGCCCUUGAUCCGUUCGUGCGGCCGAGUGUACAACGUGGGACCACAGGACCGGUGCACAGACAUUGCCCGCGGGUUCAACAUCUCGCUCAUCGAUUUCAUCUGGCUGAAUCCGGGGCUUAAGUGCGACGACAACCCUAUCAGCAAUGCCAUUGCAGUCUGCGUGGCUCCUCUCACCACUGAGUUCGUCACAGUGGACUGCUCCUCGUGGUACACAGUCACACAGGCGGACACGUGCUCACUCAUGGCCAACUCAGUGGGCCUCACAGUCAACCAGUUCCUGCGCCUCAAUCCGGGCCUCAGGUGCUACCCGCCGUACCUCCAAAUCGGGCAGAAAGUCUGUGUGAACGGCACGACACAGUCCAUGACCAAGUAUCCGCUCUCCCCAAACGUGAUCCCGUACUCUGUGGGCGUCAACGACACGCUCGCGACCAUCUCCCAGCAAUACGCCUCCAUGUGUCCCAACAACACGUUCCCGGCGGAUAUCUGCUCCUCAAACUCCUUCCCGGACUGCACAGACCAGUCCAUCACGCCCAACCAAAUGAUCCUCAUCCCCUGCACGAGAAAGAUCUCGGGAGACCUCUGUGGGGAUUCGCUCCCCGUCUGCGGGGCCGAUUAUGUGACUUACAAGUCGGUGUGUCAUGCUGUGCUCAGCUUUGCCCUGCCGCUCGUGAGAUCUGGGCCGUGCAACCUGUGCAACGAGGGGAUCUGCCAGAACCGGACGGCGAUAGAUCCGGUUCCAAACACGUGUCCGGCGCCGCCCGGCAUGUGCCCGUUCCCAACGUGGCCUCUCACUCCCGAUUAUUUCUACUACUGCCCAUGGGUGUUCAAAUCCCAGUGUGAAUGCUUGCUGUACACGUGUGAUUAUCUCUACUGCUCACUUUUUCAUGUUUUAAAGAGCGCCACCUUUGUUCCCUUCCUCUUCGCGAGCACGCUGAUGCAUCCGGUCCCAUCAACUCGUCCCUGCCGUCCCCUCUCCCUCCCGUUCAAAGAGGGUUACACCGCGCCGCCGCCGCCCGCCUCUCCGCCAAUCACGCCGGGGCUCGUGGCGCUGCAGUUCCGCGACGGCGCGGGGCAGCUGAGCCACAUCGUCACGUUCCGCGACGCGGUGACGGGCGAGGAGCUGCGCUUCGGCCUCGAGGACUUCGCCUCCGCGCCCGCGGCGCCGGAAAUCCCGGAGCCUGCUACCGUCAGCUGCUUAAAGUCGCUCAUUAUCAUCGUGCUGUUGCUCAUCUUCGCGCGGCAUUUCUUUGCGCUCGUGCUGGAGGCGAGUGGCGACGACGACGACGUUGACGAAGACUCUGCAGAGUUCACGAUCUUUCUGAUGCAGCUGCUCGGCAUUCUGCUGCCGUGCUUCAUCCUCGCGCGCGCCCUCGCUGCCAUCCACGACCGAUACCGUCAG
Closterium sp. Naga37s-1 is the source of this 2805-nucleotide messenger RNA. NCBI's taxonomy places the organism in Eukaryota, Viridiplantae, Streptophyta, Zygnematophyceae, Desmidiales, Closteriaceae. The record is from the annotation of a GenBank genome assembly.